Bursaphelenchus okinawaensis is the source of this 6396-nucleotide messenger RNA. The record is from the annotation of a GenBank genome assembly. Lineage: Eukaryota; Metazoa; Nematoda; Chromadorea; Rhabditida; Aphelenchoididae.
AUGUCUUCCUUACAGUACAAGGUAAGUUUAUUUUGUUUGACUUCUAAAAAGAAUUUCAAGACCUGGAAUGAGCAAGCAAUCGUUAUAUGGCCAAAUUUUAAGAUUUAAUUAACAAAAAGUCAUAUAUGUUAAGAUUAGCUUUAAAACUGGUCAAAAAACAAAUAUUAACAUAAGAAAAAGUUAAUUUCAGGAGGUUGUGGCAAAGUUGAAUUCUCUACAAAGCAAUGCUGUGACAUUGCAACUCCUCAAAUCCAAGCGUAACGAAAUGUCACAACAUAAUUUGGCCGAAACCCAAUUUUACCUCCGGGAGUUGAAUGUUACUGUAAGUUGUUUUAUUUGCUUCUUCACGGUUACUUUGUUCAUUUUUACCAUUAUAUUAUACUAAAUCAACUAUAAUUGUAGAAUGAGGAUGUAAAUCGCUUAAAUCCGGUUCACAUAGCUGGGACCAAAGGAAAAGGCUCCACUUGUGCCUUUUUGGAGUCAAUUUUAAGGUCUCAAAACUUUAAAACUGGAUUUUACAGGUAUGUUUGUAGUUUUAAGUAUUUUUUGUUUUUUGGUUGUUUUUUCAAAGAUCUUAUAUUAUUUUUCAGCUCACCUCAUCUUGUGCAUGUUCGCGAACGCAUCAGGAUCAAUGGAGUUCCGUUGACUGAAUCUCAGUUUAUAUAUUACUUUAAUCAAGUGUAUGAUACUGUAAAAACAGCUGUAAGUUUGUAUUUAUGGAAAUUUAACAGUGGACAAGUAAUGUUAUAUUAUUUCUUUUAACUUUGCUUUUAAAACAUGUUGUUAUAGGCAAUUAGCAGUUAUAUUAGUUUAUAACACUGUAAGAAAUAAUGAAAAAUUGUUUUAGUCAGAAGAACAUGACGUUCCAAUGCCGGCUUAUUUCAAAUUUUUGACAUUACUUUCAUUUUUUGUAUGUAAACAUGAACAAGUUGAUGUUAUGAUAGUGGAGGUGGGGAUUGGAGGCGAGACGGACUGCACGAAUGUCAUAGAGUAAGUUGAUAAUAUAAAUUGAUUAGAAAUCAGUGUCAGGUAAAUAAAAGGGCAGAAACUUCUUUUUUUUUGCUUUUUAAGUACGUAGAAUUGUUUUUUUUUAUAAAUAAUUUUAGGUAUGAUUUGAAAUAUCAUACCUAAAAUCGAAAAAAAUGUUUAAAAGAGGGCUUAGAAGGAAAAUACUGUAAAUUGUCAUUUAGGAAACCAGUAGUAUGUGGUAUAACGUUACUGGACUUGGACCAUGUCAACUUAUUGGGUAAUACGAUGGAAGAGAUUGCUUGGCAUAAAGCAGGUAUAGUUAAGAAGAACCGGCCAGUAAUAGCAGUACCGCAACAAAAAGAUGCCGAAGCUGUGAUUAGAAGGAGAGUUGAGGAGAAAACUGUAAGUGUACUAUAAUAGCUAGCUUUAUUUGUUGAUAACAGCUAGUGUAAUAUAAAUUACUGUAAAAUAGCUAAAUUUUGGCAUUAAAAUUUUUACUUUUGUAAGAUUUUUUGUAUAAAACAAGUUUUGUUGUCAUUUAUGGUAAGAUUAUUGAACUUUAGGGCACUUUAGUAGAAUUCACACCAUUUGCGAAGCUCGGUUUGUCAGAAGAUACGAUAAGAUAUGUUGACUCACUGGGCAAUCACCAAGAACAAAACGUUGCGUUGGCUAUAUCCCUGGCCAAUGUUGUGAUGAAGGAGUUGGACAAGCCAUUAAUGACACAAACUGCUUUAGAAGAGGCUAUUCUGAAUACACAUUGGGCAGGCAGAAGUCAUAUUCUGAAGAAAGACAACGUUACCUACUAUCUGGAUGGAGCUCAUACCUGCAAGAGCAUUAAGGUACUGUAUUUUUGUAAUUUUCUGGAAGUUCUCGAUUUUUUAAAAGUAUUUUUGAAAUUAUGUAAUAUAUUUAUAAAGUGUCAACUUGUCAGGAAAAAGAUUAUGUUAUCCAUGAUAUUAUUUUAGUGUUGUUCUGAUUGGUUUGGCAAGACGAUAUCCUCAAAGAUAAAUGGCCACAAACCCUUAAUAGUACUAUUAUUCCAAUGUACUGGUGACAGAGAGCCAAUGUCACUUUUGAAGACAUUGUUGACGGAAAAUGAGUUUGACUAUGCCAUCUUCACAUCGACGAGGUUAUAUAUGGUGGUGGAGAAGGUGAACGACAAUACCAAUCUGAACACGAGUGACCAAGCACAGAACCAAAAGUGUGAGGAGAGUAAGGAUGCUUGGAAGACGGUCAUGAGCAAUGUAGGUUUAGUUUCAGCUACUUCUAAUAUUAAUAAAUUGUGGUGGAUAAUAUACUAAAAUUUGUUAUAAUUGAUUGAACCGAAAAGAUUGGUGUUAUUUUUUGGAUAAUAUAUUGAUUUCUUAUACUAUUGGCACUUCAGGACAAUGUAACCACAACCAACUGUAUCCAAGACGCUCUGAAGCACGUUCAUCAGAUGGCGGAGAACAAUAAAUCAGUCGCCGUGCUGGUGACGGGCAGUCUUCAUCUGGUGGGGGGAGUGUUGUCUUUCGAAGAUGAAUAAAUAAUAUAAAACGGAUGUCGGAUAUUACUUUAGAGGCUUUGGCCUUACAUUUCAGCCUAAUCCUUUGAAGAUGGCUAACGUGGAUGUUGAGGAUGGUGUGCAAGUCAGGAUGGAGAAAAACAAGAUGGCUGAGGUCACGAGAAUGCUUAUUGUAAGUCGUACCGGUCAGCAAGUUUGUAUAAAAUAUAAAGGAAAACGAAAUUUCUUGGUCUAGUAUAAGAGGAACUAGUAAAUUGCAUCAGAUGGGUAUUAUGUAAUAUUAAAGAUUGAUAUUUAUCUAACCAAGUGUAAUAUAAGGUGAUGAGAAGAUGGCUAACCGGAGAGCUAGCCAAGGAAGCUCGAAUCGAGCACAGUGAUGCCAUGAUGUCAACUUUCUUCGAAUCCAUAGCCACAGGCAACUUGAGGCUUCUGAAGCAGCUGGAAGACCGUCAGAGGAAGUCGUGGAAACAGAAGAUUCAGAAGCUGUUGGGUAGCACUUUCUCUGUGUCGUCAUCGCUGUUUUACUACUGGACUGGGAUUGUGACAUUGUGUUGUGUUUACAAUAUUAUGACCGUCACUCUGGGCGUUUUCGAGGAAUUCACUGUAUAUUAUGGGACAUGGAUCAAGUACAAUAUAGUUACUGAUCUGGUUAACUUCGUGGACAUCUUGGUGCUGAUGAGGAAGGGUAUGCUGAUUGAGAGAGUAACUUUGGUGUUUUAGAGAAUAUGCAAGAUGGAGUUUUGGUCAACAGUUUCUGGAAGACGGCCCAAAUGUACUUCAUGAGGUAAGGUCAAGAAGUUUGUGGAAAUGUUUAAGUCUUUCAAGAAUUAAUGUCAUUUUUUAGCCGAACCUUCCUACUAGACCUGGCAGCCUUGUUACCUACAGACCUCUUCCUACUCUUCAUGCCCAGAUUCACUUUUAUUCGUGCCAACCGGCUGUUCAAGGUGCACCGAGUGUCGGACUUCAUCAUGCGAACUCAGGUCAGGACCAACUUCCCUCAUCUGUUUUUGCUCUUCAGACUGAUCGUGAUCUGCUACAUGGUCUUUCACUGGAACGGCUGUCUCUACUACCUCUUCAGCCUGAUGUUCUCCUUUCCCAAUGCCUCCAUCGAUGACUGGGUAUACACUCCUGACAAGAUACCUGACGUCAGGUUUCCGUCGUGUGAUGCCAGGUUCAAUGUAGGCACUUGUACGAUCGAUGAAAGUGGCAUGGAUUACUUGAAUAGGGAGAGUUACAUCGAUGUGUUGGUCGACUUUUACCAUGAUAGAUUCCAUGAGACCGACUUUGGCAACUUCACCAAGAAAUACAGUUUGUGCUUCUACUGGUCGGCCUUGACAUUGACGACGUUGGGUGAGCAACCUUGGCCGAACAAUACUUUCGAGAUGUUGUUUGAGGUUACUGACACUCUGCUCGGGUUGUUACUGUUCUCCAUCAUUGUUGGAGACAUUGGUAACAUGGUGACUAAUGUAAAUGCAACGAGGAUGAGCUUCCAGGAGUUGAGAGAUGGCUGCAAACAGUUCAUGGAUUUUAGGUACGUUUUUAAAAUUAAAAUUUUAAUAAACUUAAGUAUAUAUUGUAGUAGAAGCGGUGUAAUAAAUACUAAAGUACAGAUAUCGUUACUAUAAUAACUUGUGUGUAUUAUAGUUAUAAGUUAGUUACUUAGUAACCUUUUGAAGUAGUAAUGUAAACUUUUGUGUAGGGAUGUUCACCAUGUAGUAGCCAAACGUAUCAUGGACUACCUCGAAUAUAGCUGGAGUGUAGGACAAUUGACUUUGGAUGAAAGUCAGAUUGUACGAUCGCUACCGACAAGAUUACAUGGUCAGCUUGCUGUACAUAUUCACAUGGAAACUCUUAAGAAGGUCACUUUGUUUCAAGUAGGUUCAUCAUGAUAUAAUAUGUCAUUGUCAAGUAAAAGUCGUAUGUUAACAUAAAGAACGUAGGUUUUCACUUAUAUAAUAUAACAGUAAGUACUGUCAGUAAGUAAUAACUUUAAAAAAACAAAACUGCUAUGUAAUGAGAUUUAAAUUUCUAUCUACAGGAAUGUGAAUCUGGUAUGUUGUACGAGAUGGUGAUGCGACUAAAGCUACAAGUAUUCAGCCCAGGCGACUUUAUCUGUCGAAAACAUGACGUUGGCAAGGUAAGUAACAGUUUAUAACACAAAUAACAUGUACAAUACUACUAGUACUAUUACUGAUGGCAUUUUUAGCCUUGAAGAGUUACAGUAAUCGUUGAAACAAUAACAAGUUACUAUCCUUCCACCGAGUAUUGAGGUCUGUUGACACGCAUCUACACCACCCAGAGGUAGUAUGUUACAGCCUCGGACCAUUGAGAUUAGGGAGCGAUCGUCAUUUAUAAAGUUACCCACUAAAACAAGGUCAACAUAGCAUGAACAAUAUUAUGAUAGCUAAGAAUCUGCGUAUAUAUAUAAUAUUAUUAUCUAAGGCUGUGAUAAUAGGACCCUUUAUAAUAUAAAAGGGAGGAUCACAGUGUUUUUGAAGGUACUUACUCUUGUCCACCCCUCCAGAGUAGGUAGCUAUCUUGAUGCAGCCAAAGAACCCGAACGGACAUGUCUGUGACAUGUAGCGGUUACACAACUUGUCAUUGCCGGUCUUCAUACACUGAUAACAGUUGAUAGCAUUGGCCGAAUGUAGGAUCGAGAACACCACCACCAAGAAGGGACAUAUACUGGUCAUCGUAUGUCUGUUUUUUAUUAUUUGCGCAAACGAAUUCUUUACCGCCUGAGGGCGUGUUUGCGUUGCCCAUAAAAGAAGACAUCAAAUUGUGAAUCAUAAUUUAAUUCCUCUCCAAAACGUUGCCAACAUGUAUGUAGUUGCUUUAACAACAUACGAUUAUAUAAUACUUGUUUUAUGAGAUCUUAGAGGUGUUAUGGUACUGUAAUGUCAUGUUAUAAUAUGAUUGUAUUGCCGUAUCUUCCUCUGCUACAGUAAAUAUUGUUUAAAAAGACACGUUAAAACAUCAUAACAUCAAAAAUGCUGUAAAAAAACAAAACUAACUUUAGUUACCUUGCAGGAGAUGUACAUUAUAAAGAAGGGCAAGCUCGAAGUCGUGGAUGAAGCCAAGAAUAUUGUGUUUGUCACCCUGGAAGAAGGAAAAGUGUUCGGAGAACUGUCGAUUCUGGAUGUUCCUGGCAAUAAGAACGGCAACAGAAGGAGUGCCUCCAUCAGAUCUGUUGGGUAUUCUGAUCUCUACGUUCUGACAAAGGAAGAGCUUCUGGAAGUGAUGAGAGAUUACCCCGGCUCCAGGAACUCUUUGGUCGAGAAAGGUGAGGUUGUGCGGGUUUUGUCCGAAAAUAUUUGGCGAGGAAAUUGUGGGCGCAGUUCACGGGCAACGUUAUACGAAAGAAGAAAGUUUAGGUUGUAAAAAUAGGUAUACAAUAUUAGUUUUCUUAUCAAAUGCGGUAUUAUAGGCAGUAGUUUGUGGGUCCAGUUGAUUUUCAUUUUGUUUCAAGUGCUUCUGAUCAGGCUUUUAUAUGUUUAGACUUUUUAUGACUUUCUUUGCUACUGUAUAUCUAUACCUAUUUGAUAAUAAAUCAAAAAAGAAACGCAAAUUCACAAUUACAGCCAAAGAGAUUCUACGCAAAGACAAGAUUUUGGACGAAGAAUUAGCCCAACGGCAAGGUAGUUGGGCCAAUCCAGUCACCUUGAUGAUCGAAGAACGACUUGAACUUCUAACUCAAGAGGUCAAGAUGUUCACCAUGUUGUUGGACGAAUAUACCGAGAAAAUUUAUGUAAGUUUGUUGAGCAUGUUACAGUAGUUUGAAGAGAAACCUGAACGAGUGGAAGAGACGGGUGUUUAAACUGGAGGCAGCUUACAAUCGACAGAUGUACUCUCACUACUACACGGACCUAGAGGACGAUGAUGUUGAUGUAGACGACGGACUCUUAAAGCCUGGCGUCAUCUGA